AGAUGUAACACAGAAAGCUUACUAGAAGGGGAGAGAAAAGAGAAAAAAAAGCAGUGGUGAAGGGGUUUGUGAAGAAUGGGGUUUGAGGGAGAGAAUGAGAGUGAAAGUGAGGAACAGAAGAAGAUAGGACGGUUAGCCUUGUUCUCCAUCCCACGAAUGGCGUCCCCAGAGAGAUCAGGAAUGGCUACUCCGCCACUUCACACCUCCGCAGCUGUUCCUUUUCGCUGGGAAGAACAACCAGGAAAACCAAGGCCAUGCAGUGCCCUCAUCCCUUUCUCCAACCCCGCCGACAUCCUUCCCAAGUCCUUGGAACUCCCUCCGAGGUUGCUCAUACCCUCUCCCUAUGUCACUUCCAACACCUUUCGUUCUCCCUCCUUCACAAUCGCUGCCUCCAACUGCUAUGGUUCUGAUACCAAGGUUCUUGGGGCCAUGGUUCUCUCCAAAGCCGGGGACUUCAAGGACUCUCUCUGGUUCGGUUCUUGGAAGAAAAAGCCCUUCAAACUCAGAAAAAGAGAGGUCACUGGGGCCAGUCACGUCUUUCCUUCGUCUUCUUCUUCUUCCACUGAUUUUAAGGACACUGAAACCAUCUCAAGCAUCAAACGUUCUGGCGUCUGGACAAGUAUUUGUGAAGGGUUGAAGCUGGUGGUUCCACGGAGGAGUAAAAAAGUGAAGAAAGAUGGGUGUGGCGGUGGCCUUAAACCAUAGGGCCAUAUUUCAAUUUGUUUGGAAUGCAUUAUCUGGUGAAAAAUGAGUUCUUUAGGAGCUAUCCAAUGGUUCUGAUGAUAUUUUACUUUAUGAGAUGACUGUGACACAUAGAAGGGUUGCAGACAGAAAGUCUGUUUCUUCUGCUGCUAUGCUCUGCACUAAAACUUGAUGCUUGUAACCUGCAAAGAUGUAUAUGAUAUUUAUUUACUUGCUUUAGUUGUUUAGCUGGUAAGAAUUGUUGUUAAUAGAAGUAGGUAUUAUGAUUAUCAAAGUGGUGGGAAGAAGGCAUUGUUAAAGUCUCCGUCUUAUCUUAUGGUCAUGGCCCGUGGAAAAUGACAUGGACACACAUCACACUUCACAAGUUUCUUCAUGUUUUGUCGGUACAAUAUCAAUGAGGGCUUAAUUAACAAAUUAAAUAUUUUACA
Vigna unguiculata (cowpea) is the source of this 1130-nucleotide messenger RNA. RefSeq lists its product as uncharacterized. The record is from RefSeq and is a predicted model, not a curated record. Lineage: Eukaryota; Viridiplantae; Streptophyta; Magnoliopsida; Fabales; Fabaceae.